Messenger RNA from Uncinocarpus reesii 1704, 1176 nucleotides. RefSeq lists its product as uncharacterized. Bases 1 to 1176 code for a protein of 391 amino acids. The transcript has 3 exons. Lineage: Eukaryota; Fungi; Ascomycota; Eurotiomycetes; Onygenales; Onygenaceae. The record is from RefSeq and is a predicted model, not a curated record.
AUGAUAGCUGUUGAACCCGCUCCUCCCGAGGCUGAAAUCUUCGCGGGUCUUAAUAAUAUCAUCGCAAGAAGCACCUCACCAAAGAAAAGCUAUGAGAGCUUGAAGAAACAAGAAAGUUCCGCGCCUAAGGCCCAGACUCAGCCUGCAAAGCAGAAAUAUCAGCUGUGGCCCAAUAUUAAAAAAACCGUCUCCAGUUCUGGACGCAGCACACCGGACGGAACAAAAACCAUGAGAAAUCCAUUCAAAGACGGAGGUCUGAGUCGUUGCCAUAAGAUAAGCGUCCCCGACCUUGGACAGCUCUCGACGAUCCAGGAGAGAUCACUUGACUCCCCGACGAUUCCGGGUCAAUAUCCCAUCCAUGAAAGGUCAAACAGUGCACCAGGCGCUUGCGCAGGAAACAGCACUGCUCGGACUCCCGUCCUUGGACCUGUUGGAGAAUCUUGCACCAAGGCUGCGGAGCAAUGCGGGGACAAUUCGUCUUCACCACGGCGAACGGACAACAAGAGCAAAGCAUGUACCGUUCAGCAAAAUGAAACGCAUCAACCGUCGAACUCUAGCAAUUUGAGGCAGGCAACCUUUGAUGAACCCCCAGAGGUCCCGCCAAAGUCUCCUCGACUAGCUCUUCGGAUCCCGAAUAUUCUUGGAUUUUCAUCUAGCGGAGAGGCGUCAAGCGCGUCCACGAUAGGAGCCACUCUCAGCUCCCAAAGUAGCAAAUCACUUGAGGAGAGCCCGUGGAGGAGCUCCCCCAACCUGCUUGGACAAACCCUUCCUUGCAGAACUUCAGCAACCCCAACAAACUUAACAAAUGGAUCAACAGCUCCCACGUCAUCGAUUAGAAGAGGACCAUCAUGCCAUAAGAGGACUAGAACAGAAGAGCCAAACCAGUCUGCGCCGUUUGAAUAUGGGUCGGACAACCCCAAUAACCAUCGGAGAGGAUUAUCACACGACUCGGUUUUGCAAUGGGGGAGCCACCCCCCGAAGAAGAAUGCGGCAGUUGAGGUUCGGGUAGAUGAUACCGAAAUGGCGAAAAAACUUCCCGGAGUUCCAACUCCAAACUUCCCUCUGGGGAUUCCUGUUCAUAAGGCUUCAAGAGUACUUCCACGAGCUGAGAUCGAAACACUACAAAGACAGGCUCACAAUCAAGCACAAAAGUUCGAGGUGCUUAAUCGGUUGUGA